GCUGAGCGUCCCAUUCAGAGCACUUGCAGAUUUGUUUUAUUGCGUUCUUGCUUGCCUACCGUCUCUUUUGUGUUUCGGCCGCAAUUCCACGUUGGGGUAGAGAGCUUAGUUGAUUCCUCUGCUCCAGGAGGCACUAACGCCAGUGCUUAUCAUAUAAAAAAACAUGGGGCUGGAGUCUGUGGGAAUACGGCUAGCUCUGCUAGCGCACCACCCAAUCAGAGAGGAGACUGUAGCAUGCAGCGUGCAGCGUGAGCUCAGUGACUGGGAGAGGAGGGAGUGCAGGGAGUAGGAGGACUGAGUGCUCAGGACUGAGGAGUUUUAAGGAGUGAGGGGGAGAUAAAAUGUUUGGUUUUUCCUCCGUGUGAUAGUCAUCCCAGUCUUAUUAGGGCUCUGUUUCUCCUCCCCUCUUUCCUGUCUGCCUGACUGACUGACUGCUGCUGCUGCUGCUGCUGUUUCCACUGGUGCUGCUGCCUGAGGGAAAGACGUACUGCACUACAGGAAGGGCCUGAGCAGCUCUGUGUGCCUUUGGGCUCGCUGUCUCUCCCUCCCUCCCUCUCUCUCUCUCUGGCUGUCUCUCCCUCUCUCGCUCUCGCUGUGUCUCUCUAACGCGUUACCAGAUGAAAAUGUCAGUGGAAGCAGAAACUCUGUCGAACGGGUCACACAGGUCAGACCUCUCUGUUGCCCUUGACGACUGCAUGGCAGCUCUGGACCUGUUCUUGCAGAAUGAGUUUGAGGAGGCCCUCUCGAGACUCCGAUGCAGAACCAAGGACAGCAUGUACCACGCCCUCACGUACGCCACUAUUCUCGAGAUGCGGGCGAUGAUGACCUUCGACCCAGAGGACAUACUGGCGGCUGGAAACACCAUGAAAGAUGCCCAGGCAGUCUGCCAGCGAUUCCGCAAGAAGUCCUCCUUCAACAGCCUGAUAAACAGAACUUUCACUGAAGAGGAGCUCCACGCCGAGGUGUGCUAUGCAGAAUGUCUCCUGCAGAGGGCAGCGCUCACCUUCCUUCAGGAUGAAAAUAUGAUCAGUUUCAUCAAAGGAGGCAUUAAAGUGAGGAACAGCUACCAGACAUACAAAGAGCUACACACUGUCCUCCAGUCAGCUAGCUACGUCCACGGCGACAAUCACUGUCACUUUGAAGGAGGGGUAAACCUUGGAGUGGGAGCCUUCAAUCUGAUGCUGUCUAUGCUUCCCACCCGAAUCCUCAGGCUGCUGGAGUUCGUGGGGUUUUCUGGCAACAAGGACUUUGGCCUGGAGCAGCUGCAGGAAGGCUGCUCCACCCAAACCUUCAGGGCUUUCCUCUGCAACAUGCUGCUGCUCUGCUACCACACCUUCAUGAGCUUCAUCCUGGGCACAGGGGAAGGGGAUGUGGUGGAUGCAGAGAAGCUACUGCAGCCCUAUCUCAAGCAGUAUCCGAAGGGAGCCAUCUUCUUGUUCUUUGCUGGGCGAAUUGAGGAGAUCAAAGGAAACCUGGAUGCUGCUAUUGGUCGUUUUGAGGAGUGCUGUGAAGCUCAGCAGCACUGGAAGCAGUUCCAUCACAUGUGCUACUGGGAGCUGAUGUGGUGCUUCACCUAUAAGAGGCACUGGAAGAUGGCUUACUUCUACGCCGACUUGCUCAGCAAGGAGAAUACCUGGUCCAAGGCUACGUACGCGUACAUGAAGGGAGCCUACCUCAGCAUGCUGAGCAGGGAGGAGCGCCAGCCUUUCGGGGAGAGCGAGGUGGCGCUUUUCAGGCAGGUGCCCGGGCUGAAGCAGAAAAUAGCCGGGAAGUCUCUGCCGACCGAGAAGUUCGCCAUUCGAAAAGCUCGCCGAUACUUCGCUGAGAGCCCUCUGCCCCUCCCUGUACCCCCUCUGGAGAUGAUGUACAUCUGGAAUGGGUACACAGUGAUCGGGAAGCACAGGGACCUGACUGAGGGGAUGCUAAAGACCCUGGACGAGGCCCAGAAAAGGCUGGAUCAAAACCCAAAGACAGAGUUCUCCAUAGAUGACCAGUGCCUGGUGAGCCUGCUGAAGGGCCUGUGUCUUAAGCACCUAGGACACAGGGAGGAGGCUGAGCACUACUUCACCCUUAUUGUCUGCAAUGAAACGCAGAUUAAGUAUGAUCACUACUUGGUGCCCAACGCGCUGCUGGAACACGGCUUGCUGUGCCUGGAGCAGGGGCGGAGGGAGGAGGCCGUCAGUCUGCUGGAGGCCGCCAAGCAUAAUUAUAAGAAUUACUCUAUGGAGUCCCGGACACAUUUCCGAAUACAGGCUGCUUUGCACAAGGCCCAGGCCACGGAGGAAAAUGGAGUCCACUGUGUGACAUCCAGCCCAUAGCUGGGGGCACUGGAACAGAACUGCCACUGUGCAGGACUCAGUCCUGGAGAGCAGGGAUGGACCACACAGGGGCACUGAGCCAAAACACACUUAUCUGAGCGACUGGCCUCACUUAGAGCGGUCAGGAAGCCAUGUGCUGACAAACACACACACGGACACACACACACACACACACACACACACGAACGUGCACACGCACACGGAUACACACACACACACUCACGUACUCACGCACACAGGCAUAUGCACACACACUCACACACACACACUCACAUACUCACGCACACAGGCGCAUGCACACGCACACACACACACACACACACACGAACGUGCACACGGACACACACACACACACACAAACGUGCACACGCACACGGAGACACACACACACACACUCACGUACUCACGCACACAGGCGCAUUGCACACGCACACAUACACACACACUCACACAAACGUGCACAGUCUCACACACACACACACACACAAACGUGCACACGCACACGGACACACACACACACACACACAGUCAUGCACACACGUACAUGCACACACACUCAUGCACACACACUCACGCACACACACGCGCACACACACACACACACACACAUACACACUCCCUCUCACACACACACACACACACACACAUGCUAACUUUUACAGACCUUUUUAAAAGGUUUCUGUGGCUCAUGUGAGUGAUGCAUCCCCACUGGUUUUGCCCUCUGUGACCAAAAACACUGCGGCCAACCCACAAAAAUAUCUGGCUGGGAGUGCCCUACUAAACAAGAUCAGAACUCCAUUUUUGUCUUAUUGUUUUGUCUCUGUUUAGUCUUUUUUAAACAAUUAUUUUAAGAAUAUAACAAAAUAUAAAUCAUAGAAUAAAAAAGUUAAAUAAGGUGCCAGUGUUAACCAGAUGGAUAGCAUUUUGACAAGAGGCCUAAGAUCCUGAAGUAGGGUUGUGUUCUUCAGGGAACAGUGCCAUGAAAUAUUUCAUUAUAAAGACCGAUGCUCUUUUUAAAUGUUGUGUUUCAGGUAGCAAGAUUAUUAGCAAUAUUAGAAUGAAUGCCACAAUAUUGUAAAUUACUAUAGAUGAAGAUUUAGAUUUAGAAGUCAAUUAAGGAGUACCUGCUUUACAAAUGCUGGCCUUUAAAAAUAAAAACAUAAACCUGUGUACAUCCAUAACUCAUAGUAAAUAUCUGUAAAUUAAUUUGAUUUUACAUAAAAAGACAAUACAAAAUCAAUUAUAAGAGGGUUAUUCAGAGUUUGGUUAUUUAACUAGCUGGCUACAUUUUUAAAUACCCCAAAAUAAACUAAAAAAUGUAUCCCAAAAGAGCCACACUUGCAGUACAUUUAAAGAAAUAUACAGGUAACGUCCUAUAAUAGAGAUAAUGGCAAGAAGCAUAACAGUGCUUUUAAUAGCAAAUUGCAUAUUACAUUUGAUAUGACUGACACUGGUUGCAUACUUCUGUGAUAACCCCACCUCCUCAAACACUACAGUUGUAGGCAGAUAUGAACUCUGUCACACUAUGCUCCAAUUAAGUCUAGAGUACUACAACAGAUGGCCAUCCAACAGAUUUAAAAAAUCCUCUGUCUUUCAUAUUUAAACCGUUUGUCAGUUUGCCCAUACUGAGGUCCAGUUUAUAAGCUGUGGUGUAGUUGAUUCUAAUUAGGUCAUGUUAAAUACUUUGGUAUCUGCAUUGGAAUGUGUGCAUGGCAAAUGUGUGCUUCAGAGCACUACUUCUACUCUGACUCCAUUUUCUGGAAAUGGUCAACCCACAACCUUGCUUCGUUUGUAUAUAGUCGACACUGGCAUCUGAAAAUAUCUGAACUCUGCACUGCACAGGUAUUCAAGUGGAAAUGGCAUAAUACAGGGUUUUGUUUUGUUUUGUUUUAGAUUUAUAUGCAAUGAUUGACUAAAGUGGCACCCUUUAAAUUGUCCAGUUUUAUAUGGACAAAUCCAUGUGUCUUUUAGAAAGGCAGUCUCUCUCCUUUUGACACAAUCAAUGUGGUAGUUUAUCUCAAACAAGGAUUCUUUAAUACUACAUAUAGGAAGGCCAGGUGUAUAAUUCAGCCCUGUGUAACUGAGGCAUUGAUGAUGUAAUGCAUGGGGCCCUGAAAUCACCUGUCCCCUCAAGCUUCUGUUUUUGUGUUACUUCUGAACCCGUAUCUUUUCACCACUAAGUCUACUACAGUAGGAAAUAUACCUGAGCACCUUUUAUGGAUUACAGCAGUUCAGCUGAAAUAUGGCGCACUUGAAGUGUCUCUUGGCUCUCUAUUUACCAGCAUUUCACAAACACACCAGGGAUAAACUCAAUUGUGAGGGAUCAAAGCUUUGUUAAUGUGGAUGCAUUUCGGGUGGUAUGGUAAUUUAUAAAACAUUAUUAUUAUUACGUUUUUCAGGGUCAAUGAUGCCCUAAUUAAUGAUGCAUUUAAUUUUAUUUGCGGAUACAGGGAAAUAUUAUCCAACACUAUAAGAUUAAGAAAUAUGCCAAAUAAUGUGAUUACUACAUUUUUUUAAAUAAAUAAAAUGCAGGUCAAACAGUGUAGGAAUAAAAGACUAAUCCAAGGCUUGGAUACCACCAUUGUAAUGCCUACUGGCAUCACAUUGCCUGUGAUAAUACUUUUUCUGUAAUGCUAACAUGUAUGACUAGUAUGAUUGCUGUAAUCAUACAUGUUAGCAUGAUUAAGACAAUGUUAUGUAUUACGCUACCUCAGUGCUCAGAUACAUUCAUUAUAUUGUGCCUCCCACAUGAUAUGGUUUAUCCCUUUGCUAUUCAGAAAUAUUCUGUGGACUAUUAUUUCUUUAAGGUGUGCUGUUAUGGAUAUUGCAAGUUAUUUACAAUGGCAAAGGCAUGUGCGUAUGUCCAGGCACUGCAAAUGCGCAAAACAUCCUAAAUGACACAUUUUCUAGAUAAAUAAUCUCAAGAACACAUGGAGUAGAAGCACUUGACGAACGGUCAGUUAGGAAGAUGUUUUCCCUCAAAGUGCUGAGGCCGAGGUAACACUAUAUAAAUUAUUUCAAAAGCAUCUAUUUUAAAAGCAUCAGCUGUUUUGUUCUGCCCAGAAUUGUACUUUUCUAACGGCUAAAUUGAUUUAUGGAGUAAAAAAGAUCCUGUAGGCACUGUGACAUAAAGGUCAGCAUAUUCUAUGUUUGGGACAUGGCUGCUGUGCUGUUUAACAUUCCUUUGUAAAUACUAAAUGUUUUUUUUGUUUUUAUUUAAGAUUAAAUGAUAAAAAGAAGUAUCACAUCA
Molecule: messenger RNA, 5568 nt
Organism: Anguilla rostrata (American eel)
Lineage: Eukaryota; Metazoa; Chordata; Actinopteri; Anguilliformes; Anguillidae
Gene: ttc39a
Product: tetratricopeptide repeat domain 39A
Exons: 18
Coding region: 618-2318 (566 amino acids)
Molecular function (GO): protein binding
Source: RefSeq, a predicted model, not a curated record